This is a messenger RNA of Prunus armeniaca (apricot), 285 nucleotides long. NCBI's taxonomy places the organism in Eukaryota, Viridiplantae, Streptophyta, Magnoliopsida, Rosales, Rosaceae. The record is from the annotation of a GenBank genome assembly.
AUGGAAGACCAAUGUGAUUCAGGAAAAGGGUUGGUCUCGAUACUCAUAUCGGAUUCAAAGAUUGUUAGGGAGAAGCAGGUGAGUACUAAAUUGGGACAAGAACGUGACUUGGGUUCUCGUAAGCUGCUUAAAAUGCAAGAUCUUGAAUAUGUUUGCCUGCCUAAAGGUAUCAGCUUCUUUUUAAUUGAAUUUUUUGGCGUCGGCAAGGAUUGGGUUGCAGCAAUGGAGGGUUAUGGAGAAAGGGGUGGGUUGUGGAUGAAUUUUCGAAUUUACCCUAAGUUUUGA